AUGUUGGCCUUCAAGUCUCUCGCACUUCUGUCUGCGCUGCCAUGUGCUGUGUUGGGUGGGAAAACCCGCCAUGUAUCGCAGAACUUCACGCUGUUCGGAUACAGUAGUCAGUUCGGUGGAAAUCCUUUGAUAUACAUGGACGGGUAUGCAUACCUUGCAGAUGUAGCCGGGCUUAACGUUACCAAUCCUGCAGUCGUGCGAUUUACAUCCAAUUCCAAGAACGAAUGGUUCGCUUCACCAAACGCAACUACAUCAGGGGAGUCAUCAUGGUUGAACACAACAUUUUCUGUUCCAACAGCCCAAGCCUCCGACCGCCGUGUAGGCUUCAUCAAUGGCAACUCAACGUCUGGGAACAGGAUCACCUCUGGCUUUCGGCUCUUUGGCCCUUUGGCAUCACUUGUUACAUCUAAUGGGCAGUUGGAGUCUUUGUGGACUGGGCUUGACGUUGGGCGUAAUUUAUACGCUUUAUACUGGAACGAUACGAGCUUGGGUCAAAUUCCGAUUACUUUGACAGCUGUCGCUCCUGCUAAUUGA
This is a messenger RNA of Bipolaris maydis ATCC 48331, 534 nucleotides long. RefSeq lists its product as uncharacterized. Lineage: Eukaryota; Fungi; Ascomycota; Dothideomycetes; Pleosporales; Pleosporaceae. The record is from RefSeq and is a predicted model, not a curated record.